CGUGUGGCGAAACAGACAACAUGGCAGAGGACAUCCCUGUGGAAGACUACCCUACUGAGAUUGAGGAGCAGCUCACAGGGUUUGAGUCAUCAGUCGGUACUGUCAACAACAUGGUGCAGACCAUCCUAUCCAUGCCAAGAAAUGAGCUGGUGCAAAAACUGGAUCCUCUGGAACAAGCCAAGCUGGACCUAAUGUCUGCAUAUAGCCUCAACUCUCUUUUCUGGAUGUACUUGGUCACACAAGGAAUAAACCCCAAAGAACAUGCAAUCAAACAAGAGUUGGAGAGGAUCAGGACAUAUAUGAACCGUGUGAAGGAGAUCACUGACAGGAGGAAAGCAGCCCGUCUGAACAAAGCAGCUAUGUCUCGCUUCCUCAGGAACGCAUUGUGGAAACUUGAGGAAGGGAGGUCAAAGGACACGCCGGGUUGUGCCCCCCAGGACACGCCGGGUUGUGCCCCCCAGGACACGCCGGGUCGCACCCCCCAGGACACGCCGGGUCGCGCCCCCCAGCACACGCCGGGUCGCGGCCACCGCACUCCAGGUCGCGGCCACCGCACUCCAGGUCGCGGCCACCGCACUCCAGGUCGCGGCCACCACACGCCAGGUCGCGGCCAGCACAAAAGCGUUGAUGGCCAUCAGUCAAAAGGACCCAAACUCAGCUGAGAGGAGGUAGUGCAACACCAGGGGCUGUUUCCUUGCUGGCCUCUACCACGUUUCCUUGGCCCCCUUUUCUAUGUGCACCUGUCUGAAAGGACCUGAUAGGUGCAAGCAGCACCUUAUCACUUGUUACCAUGGACACGUGACUCAUGAGCCACUAGUGUUUUUGUAAUGAACACACACAUACACAUUUUUUUGUGCACAAAUAGAAGUUCAUCAAAUUGUUUUAGUUUAUUUUCACUCUUCAAACAUUUUAAAGAAGUCAUUGUCAUAACAUCAGAUAAAAUGUCUGGAUGAUCUAGAUGUUCUACCAGCCCUAUUAUCUUAGACUAGAACUAGAUACUUUUUAUAUGCAUCUGUUUAAUUUAGACAUCAGAACUUUGUUUUUGUUGCCUACUGUGAUUGAAGAAUGCCACUCUGGAAAACGUCUCCAGGCGACGCUCGUGAUCAUGUCAAUGUAGAUCCGACAUGUCGCCCGUGUUUAGAAAGUAUUCCGUUUUGGUUGGUAAACACUGUCUUAUGUCUGUAUUGGAUCUAUCUUGUUUCUGUCUGUUUCAACUGACAACUAUAAAGUCUUUAUUGAUGC
Molecule: messenger RNA, 1242 nt
Organism: Salmo salar (Atlantic salmon)
Lineage: Eukaryota; Metazoa; Chordata; Actinopteri; Salmoniformes; Salmonidae
Gene: c1d
Product: C1D nuclear receptor corepressor
Biological process (GO): maturation of 5.8S rRNA; regulation of gene expression
Cellular component (GO): exosome (RNase complex); nucleolus
Molecular function (GO): DNA binding; RNA binding
Source: RefSeq, marked provisional